Molecule: messenger RNA, 372 nt
Organism: Jaminaea rosea
Lineage: Eukaryota; Fungi; Basidiomycota; Exobasidiomycetes; Microstromatales
Exons: 1
Coding region: 1-372 (123 amino acids)
Source: RefSeq, a predicted model, not a curated record
AUGCCCCCUCGCAAAAGCAGGGACGCCGCGGCUAAGGAGCUUUGGGACGCCGGCGUUGCUCUGUCGAGGUCCCGCGCCGAGACGCAGCGCUUGGCCUCGAUCCGCGGCGGGCUCGAGUCCAGCUGGGAGGAGGUGUAUGGCUGCAAGAUUCCUGCUCGUCCGGACGUCGCAAGGCGCUACAUAGAUCCGGAGAACUACGCGGGAGCCGUCGCACAGCCUGAGCCCACCAUCACGGCGCCCGUCAUCCCCUCCUCUGCCGCUGCUCAGCAGCCGCCUCUCAUCAGCAGCCUCCUCAGCAUCAGCAGCAGCAGCAUCAGCAGCAGUCAUAGGAGCAGCCUCAGCAGCAACAGCAUCAGCAAGAGCCUGCGCUGA